AUGUGGAUAUUUCCUUCGCUUUGUGCUGUUUUAAUUAUUUUGGCUAUGGCUGAGGUGGAUGCAGUAGCAAAGACCACACCAUACACCAAAUUUACAAAGAAAUCUGAGGGAAAAGAGAUGAUGAAGGGCCUAAAGCCAUCCAAUGGCUUCCCAGUGGACGAAGAGAAAACUCUCCUUACAGAAGCGGCUGCCAUGGCAGAGCCCACUACCGCCGAGCCCCCUGCUUUAGCCAUGGCAGACCCUACCCCUGACCCCUCUGCCUCGGCUACAACCAAGCUCUUUCAUUUUGAAACUUUCUCUCUGGACACGGCCGAUUUCUUUUUGAAUUGCUGCCAUUGUUGUUCACUUGUCCCUGGGCAGAAAGGAGAACCUGGGAAGACUGGAAAACAAGGUCCUAAAGGAGAGGCUGGUGACAUUGGCAGCCCAGGGCUCCCAGGGACCACUGGACCCCAAGGCCCCAAAGGCCAGAAAGGAGAAAAAGGACUAAAGGGAGAACGCGGCGACCAAGGAGCAGGUGGCGUUCCAGGAUACCCAGGAAAGCCGGGAGAUCAAGGUGGACUCGGUCCCAAGGGAGAUAAAGGAAACACAGGCUUGGCAGGAACGAAAGGACAGAAAGGCUCCAAGGGGGACCUGUGUGGGAAUGGCACCAAAGGAGAGAAAGGGGACCCCGGGGUCUUGGGUGCUCAUAGCUUUAUUGGUGAGCCUGGGACCAAGGGCGAGAAGGGGGGUGUCGGGGAGAAAGGCUACCGUGGAGAUUCUGGGGAGAAAGGACAAAAGGGGCAGAAAGGUCAGGCAGGAGGGGAAGGAGAGAAAGGUAGUCGGGGAGAUGUUGGGGUUGAAGGCAAAGCGGGCUCAGAUGGUCUACCGGGGCCUGCAGGCAAUCCUGGCCCAAAAGGAGAAAAAGGAGAGACAGGUCCUCCUGGUGUCACCGGACCUGAAGGGCCAAAGGGUGAGGUGGGGAGCAAAGGCGUUCGAGGUCCCACCGGGAAAAAGGGCUCCAGGGGUGUCAAGGGAUCUAAAGGCGAAACCACUCAAGUCCCACAGUCGGCAUUUAGUGCUCUUUUGUCCAAGCCUUUCCCUCCCCCCAAUAUUCCCAUCAAAUUUGACAAGAUUCUCUCCAAUGACCAAGGGGAUUAUAGCCCUGUCACUGGGAAAUUUAACUGCAGCGUUCCUGGGACAUAUAUUUUUUCCUAUCAUGUCACUGUGAGGGGUCGCCCUGCUCGAAUCAGCCUCGUGGCCCGCAACCGGAAGCAGUUCAAGUCCAGAGAGAUGCUCUACGGUCAACAAGUGGACCAGGCCUCCCUCCUCCUCGUUCUGAAACUGAGUGCAGGAGAUCAAGUGUGGCUGGAAGUGUCAAAAGACUGGAACGGACUGUACGUCGGCCCUGAGGAUGACAGCAUUUUUAGUGGGUUCCUUCUGUACCCAGAGGAAACUCUUGGGAAGUUACCAUAA
This is a messenger RNA of Acomys russatus (golden spiny mouse), 1452 nucleotides long. It is a transcript of the gene Otol1, whose product is annotated as otolin 1. The record is from RefSeq and is a predicted model, not a curated record. NCBI's taxonomy places the organism in Eukaryota, Metazoa, Chordata, Mammalia, Rodentia, Muridae. The coding region runs from base 1 to 1452 and encodes 483 amino acids. Gene Ontology annotation, molecular function: protein binding. The transcript has 4 exons.